Messenger RNA from Durusdinium trenchii, 1570 nucleotides. NCBI's taxonomy places the organism in Eukaryota, Dinophyceae, Suessiales, Symbiodiniaceae. The record is from the annotation of a GenBank genome assembly.
AUGCUUGAGAGGAACCAGAUUGAAGUGGCAAUCCUAAAGAGUGACAUUGAAGGUGGGGAGCUUCCAGCAAGGGGGACUUGGAAGCGAGUGUCUCCGGAGGAAGUGUGUGUGGCUUUUCACAGCUUGUGCCGUGAGGCUCUGGAGCAGAGCCGUGCUGAGGAAGAGGACUGGAAGACAAGGAUCUUGAGCUGCCCAGUUCUGCUCACAGUCUUUGACUCGCUGCCGGCAGCACAAUGGCACGCGCAACAAAUUCGAGAAGAUUCCAACCAGCAGGCAUUCCUAGCACUGACAUCGGUGCAACGGAUCUUCGACUUCCAAAGAAGACGGCAAGAAAUCGGGUCCCAUGUGACGCCUGCAGAGAUGGAGCAACUCUAUAAGUCGAACUUGACAGUGUCAGGCAAGAGUGAGUCCAUCACAUCCAAUCUCAUCGCCUGUGCCCUGCGAGUAUGGGACCGUGCGUUCACGAUUGGGCGGGUGCAGAAAGUCAUCCUCGAGCAAGAAGCUCUCCAUACCGAGUCAGUGUUCCAGGGAACCAGUAAACUGGAUGGCAUCGUGAAGAAAUGUGCUUCAGAUGCAGAGAUCGAGUUCGUCUUUCUGCUGAUGGCGGACUUGCAAAAGCAGGGCUUGCUAACAGCUGAGCAAUGCACAUCACGUGCAUUGACGGGCACUGCAUCCACACACCACAAAGGAUUAGUAGACGUCUACAUCAUGAAGCACAAGAUUCGCACACAUUUGCUGGAGGAAUUCUUGCGGAAAACCUCGACCGGCUGGUCAGAGAAGGUGAUGCAGGAAGUGAAAGCGACCUGCCAGGACAUUGAGGUCUUCCGGAAGCGUCUUGGAAGCACGUCUUCCCAGGAAGUACUACCGGAUCUGGCAUGGAAGGCGGGCUUUCCAGCCUCAGCUGAUUGGUUCUUGGUCUUCGUGGAGGAAGCCGUCUACAAGACAAAGUACGACCCCCAGCUCAUGGCUGCGGUGCGGCAAAGCAAAUCAGUACAGGAUGUCCUGGAUGAUCAGAGUCAACCGCUUGCUGAGGAGCUUCGGGAAUUUGAGGAAUUGCUGAAGAAGGAGUUGCCACAGGCUUCGGUGGCAGAGACUCCACCACAGGAACAGGCCACUGAUCCAGCCGAGAGUGAGGCAGCAACUUCGGAGGCUUUCAAGAUGGUUAUGCAGGACAUCCUUCUCAAGCGGAACUCGGCCUCUCUGACGGAGGAAGCCACCGAGACCUUGAAGCUGGCCGAGCGGAAGUGCAGGGUCUUGUUGGACGCACAUGUUGAAUUACAUGUCAUGCCAGAAUCCAACAAAGACAUGUCGGAGCUCCUAUCCAAAUCCCCUGCAGCGUCGACUCGGGGUGACCAUCACUCGGGUUUGGUGAUGGUAUGGGUGGACUUAGCGCAGACGGGCGAACCCAUAACAGCUCCUCACACCAGGGUUUGCCCAAUGAACUCCGUCACCGUCAAGCGCUUUUGCAGCGGUGUUGUGAAAAGCCGCGACAACAGUCAGUGCAGCUUGCAUCCAGGAGAUCUGUGGUGUUUUUGGGAUUGCGGCCAGUUCAACUUGACCAAGGCCGUAG